Lagenorhynchus albirostris (white-beaked dolphin) is the source of this 3594-nucleotide messenger RNA. RefSeq names its product pleckstrin homology and RhoGEF domain containing G4 (gene PLEKHG4). Bases 1 to 3594 code for a protein of 1197 amino acids. The record is from RefSeq and is a predicted model, not a curated record. The transcript is spliced from 20 exons. Gene Ontology annotation, molecular function: guanyl-nucleotide exchange factor activity. Lineage: Eukaryota; Metazoa; Chordata; Mammalia; Artiodactyla; Delphinidae.
AUGGAAGGGCCCCUGGAGGAUGGGGAUGAGUCGUCUGCCUCCCAGGGCCACGCCACCGAGUGGAGGUUUGCUGUGUGCAGUUUCAGAGAUGCCUGGGAUGAGGGGGAAGCUGCUCUCCAGAUGCAGGACCCCAAUCCUCCGAGCCCACCAGCAGGGGCAGCCCAGGGGGAAGGGCUACAGGGCAGCCCUCUGCCUGGUGAGCUUCAGUCAACUCCAGGACAGAAGGUUGCAGAUGGGUCGGGGGAUGGCCAGAGGGGUGUAUUAGGAGGUUCCUUAGUCCAGCGGGAGGAACCAGCCUCCUCUGGAAUGGAGAUCCUCCUAUGCCCAAUGUUCUCCCACCUUAGUCUGGCACAGGGUGAGAAUGACAGCCAAGGAGGAGGCUUGGCAGGGGACUCAGUUUCAGGCAGGGCAAUGCCAAUCCGCUUGGACCCUGAAGGGUUGGACAGUGACCCUGUGAACCUCGGGGAUCUUUUAUCUGAGACAUCAUCAGAGCUACUGGAGGCAGACCCCAACGGAUCCAGGCUCCUUAAGUCCACUGACUGCCUCCUGGCCCAAGACCUCGCCUGGGAGCUGCUUGCCAGUGGCCUGGCUGCCCUGCCAGGCACUCGGGAUGUAGAAGGCAGGGCAGUGCUGCUUCUGAGUGCCCAUAACCCGGCCUGGCUUCACCCCAAGUGCAGCAGCCAUGAACUCAUCCGCCUCCUGCUCUACCUGCGAAGCAUCCCCAGGCCCAAAGUACAGGCCCUGGGACUGACCGUGUUAGUGGACGCCCGAAUUUGUUCCCCAAUCUCUUCCCUCUUCUGGGGGCUCAGCCAGCUGCAAGAAGCAGCCCCAGGGUCGGUGCACCAGGUGCUGCUAAUAGGAAAGAUGCCUCAGGAGGUGCCUUCAGGGCUGCAGUUAGAGCAGCUGUCCUCUGAUCAGAGCCUGCUGACCCACAUCUCCACCUCGGGGUUGCCCACUUCACUAGGAGGAGGCCUGCCUUACUGCCACCAGGCCUGGCUGGGCUUCCGGAUGCGUCUGGAAACCCUACAGCAGAGCUGCCAGGUGCUUUGUGCCCUGCUCCAGGGGGCCAUUGAGAGCAUGAAGGCUGUGCCCCAGCCCAUGGAGUCUGGGGAAGUCGGUCGGCUGCUGCAGCAGGCACGGGUCCUGAUGCAGCAUGUGCUAGACUCACCUCAGUUGGCAUGGCUACAGUGCCAGGGAGCCUUGGAGCUGGCAUGGCUGAAGCAGGAGGUUCCAGAGGUGACCCUGAGCCCAGACUACAGGCCUGCAGUGGACGAGGUUGAGGAGCUGUAUGGUCGUGUGGAUGGAUUGCUGCACCAACUGACCCUGCAGAGUAACCAGCGAGUACAAGCACUGGAGUUGGUCCAGAUGCUGGAGGCCCAGGAGGGCGAGCUGCACCAGAUUGAAGUGUGGUUACAGCAGGUGGGUUGGCCAGCACUUGAGGAGCCAAGGGAACCCUCAUUGGACAUGCUGCUUCAGGCCCAAGGCCCUUUUGGGGACCUGGACCGAAUUGCCCAGGAGCAGGUCAGGCGAGGGGAGAAACUUCUGCAGCCACUGGUUGGCUGGGAUGCGGCUGAACUGGGCCCCGCUGGGGCCCGCUUUCUGACCCUGCAAGCCCAGCUGACUGACUUCUGUAGGGCUUUAGCCCAGCGGCGGCAGCGGCUGGCGGAUGCUGAGAGGCUGUUGCAGCUCUUCAGGCAGGCCUUGAUGUGGGCUGAGGAGGGGCAGCGGGUGUUGGCAGAGCUGGAACAGGAAUGCCCAGGGGUUGUGCUGCAACGGCUGCAGUUGCAUUGGACCAAGCAUCCUGACUUGCCUCCUGCCCACUUCCGAAAGAUGUGGGCUCUAGCCACAGGGCUGGGAUCUGAGGGUAUCCGCCAGGAGUGCCGCUGGGCCUGGGCGCGGUGCCAGGACACCUGGCUGGCCCUGGACCAGAAGUUGGAAGUUGCUGUGAAGCCAUCACUGACAGGUAGCACAGCUAGCUUGUGUGUCAGCCGGGUACUGGCUGUACCUCCUUCCCCUCCCCUGAGGAAGGCAUACAGCCUUGAUCGGAAUCUGGGACUGAGUCUCAGAGAAUCUGCCCACCACUGCCACCAUGAGGCCAUUGUGGCUGCCUGCCACAGACCAGAGGCUGGAGUUGGUGCCCAGUCAGGGUCAUGCCCCACCAUGCCUCCGCCAGGUGGCUCUGAACCCAGGAGUCCCAACAGACUCCAUCUGGUGCUGGCGGAGAUGGUGGCUACAGAGCGGGAGUAUGUCCGUGCUCUUGACUAUACCAUGGAGAACUACUUCCCCGAGCUGGAUCGCCCUGAUGUGCCCCAGGGCCUCCGUGGCCAGCGCGCCCACCUCUUUGGCAACCUGGAGAAGCUGCGGGACUUCCACCGCCAUUUCUUCUUGCGUGAGCUGGAGGCCUGUACCCAGCACCCACCCCGGGUGGCCUAUGCUUUCCUGCGCCAUAGGGUGCAGUUUGGGAUGUACGCACUCUACAGCAAGAAUAAACCAUGCUCCGAUGCCCUGAUGACCAGCUACGGUCACAUCUUUUUCAGGGACAAGCAGCAAGCACUGGGGGACCACUUGGACUUGGCCUCCUAUCUGCUGAAGCCCAUCCAGCGCAUGAGCAAGUACACACUGCUGCUGCAAGAGCUGGCACGGGCCUGCGGGGGAACCGUGCCAGAGCUGAGUGCCCUGCGGGCUGCCCAGAGCCUCGUGCGCUUCCAGCUGCGACACGGCAAUGACUUGCUAGCCAUGGAUGCCAUCCAGGGCUGUGACGUCAACCUCAAGGAACAGGGGCAGUUGGUCCGACAGGAUGAGUUCACGGUGUGCUCUGGGCGCCACAAGUCCCUGCGUCGUGUUUUCCUCUUUGAGGAGCUGUUGCUUUUCAGCAAGCCUCGCCGAGGACCCAAAGGCAUCGACACAUUUGCCUACAAGCGCUCCUUCAAGAUGGCAGACCUUGGCCUCACUGAGUGCUCUGGGGAUAGCAACCUGCGCUUUGAGGUCUGGUUUCGCCGUCGCAAGGCCAGGGACACCUUUGUGCUACAAGCUGCCAGCUUGGCCACGAAGCAGGCUUGGACAGCUGACAUCUCCCGCCUGCUCUGGAGGCAGGCUGUCCACAACAAGGAGGUGCGCAUGGCUGAGAUGGUGUCCUUGGGUGUGGGGAACAAGGCCUUCCAGGACAUCACCCCCAGCAAAGAAGCUAUCAACGACCGCACCGUCAACUAUAUCCUGAAGUGCCAAGAAGUUCGCUCUCGGGCCUCCAUUGCUGUGGCCCCAUUUGACUAUGACAGCCCUUACCUGGGGGCCUCAAGCUCCCUUUCUGGAGAUCCUGCUUCUUGCUCUGUACUGGGGUCCCUCAACCUGCAUCUGUACAGAGACCCAGCUGUUCUGGGCUUCCGCUGGCCCCUGUAUUCCACCGGCUUCCCAGAGGAAGCAGUACUGGAGACUGAAGCUGAGCUGGGCAGCCAGCCAUCUUUGAUUCCUGAGGACUCAGAGGUCUCCUCCCAGUGCCCGUCAGCCAGUGGCUCCAGUGGCUCGGACAGCAGCUGUGUGUCAGGGCAGGCCCUGGGCAGGGGCCUGGAGGACUUGUCCUAUGUGAGUUCCAUUUAG